AUGGACAAGCGCUGGUACAUGCUGCGGGUGACGCUGCUGAACUUCAUGAUCACGCCGCUGGGGCUGGAGGACCAGCUGCUCGGCAUCGUGGCAGCCAAGGAGAAGCCGGACCUGGAGCAGAAGAAGAACGAGCUGAUUGUAGAGGGCGCCAACAACCAGCGGCUGCUGAAGGAGAUCGAGGAUCAGAUCCUGGAGGUGCUCAGCUCGUCCAAGGGCAACAUCCUCGAGGACGAGACGGCCAUCCAGAUCCUCUCCUCGUCGAAGGUGCGUGUCGGAGGAGAUCACGGCGAAGCGAAGCAGGCGGUGGCCGCCGCAACGGAGAAGGAGAUCGACGAAGCGCGCGUGGGCUACCGGCCGGUGGCCGUACACUCGAGCACGCUGUUCUUCUGCAUCUCCGAGCUGGCCACAUCGACCCCAUUGUACCAGUACUCGCUCACCUGGUACAUCGGCCUCUACCUACAUUCGAUCCAGAGCAGUCCGAAGUCGCCGGAGCUGAAGACGAGGAUCCUGGCGCUCAACGACUUCUUCACGCGUAGCAUCUACCGCAACGUCUGCCGCUCCCUCUUUCGAGAAGGACAAGUGCUCUUCUCCUGCUUGCUCUGCGUCGGCAUCAUGAAGGGUCGGGGAGCUCAAUGGCGAAGCAGUGGCGGUUUUUUCCUGACCGGCGGUAUCGCGCUCGACAACCCGUACCCGAACCCGGCCUCCGGCUGGCUGACCGACAAGGCCUGGGACGAGAUUCUUCAGCAAGCUGUACCGGGACGUGGCGCGCACGCCGCCCGCCUGGAAGGCCAUCUACGACUCGUCGGCGCGCAGGAGGCGCGCUACCCGGGCGCCUGGGACGAGAAGACGGGCCUGGCGCGCAUGCUGCUGCUCCGGAGCAUGCGGCCGGACAAGCUGACUCCCGGCCGUCCAGUGCCCGCCCAUAACACCACAGUGCUCGCCCACAACACCACAGUGUUCGCCCACAACACCACAGUGCCCAACCGCAACACCGCAGUGCCCGCCCGCGACGCUGCGGUGACGGCCGGUGAUCCCGUGCUCACCGCGCGCAAGCCGGCGGCGGCCGCGCGGCGUGACUGCGCGCUUUCCUGCUGCCAGCAAUUCAUCGUGGACAACCUGGGCGCCUACUACAUCGAGCCGCCGACGUUCGACCUGCCCGGCUCGUACGGCGACUCGUCGUGCAUCACGCCGCUCAUCUUCGUGCUGUCGCCGGGCGCCGACCCGAUGGCUACGCUGCUCAAGUUCGCCGAAGACGAGGGCCAGGCCGGCCACGUGCAGACCAUCUCGCUGGGCCAGGGACAGGGGCCGAUCGCCGCGCAGAUGAUCGAAACGGCGCUGGUGGAGGGCGGCUGGGUGGUGCUGCAGAACUGCCACCUGGCCACCAGCUGGAUGCCGCAGCUGGAGAUGAUCUGCGAGAACCAGAUCGUGCCCGAGAAGACGCAUCAACGCUUCCGGCUCUGGCUCACCAGCUACCCCAGCGGCGACUUCCCCGUCUCCGUCCUGCAGAACGGUGUGAAGAUGACGAACGAGCCGCCGAAGGGCCUGCGCGCCAACCUGCUGCGCUCCUACCUCAACGACCCCAUCUCCAGUCCGGACUUCUUCGGCGGCUGCAAGCAGCCUCAGGCCUGGCACCGGCUGCUGUUCGGGCUGUGCUUCUUCCACGGCCUGGUGCAGGAGCGGCGUCAAUUCGGGGCCCUCGGCUGGAACAUCCCCUACGAGUUCAACGAGUCGGACCUCAGCAUCAGCAUGACACAAUUGCAGAUGUUCCUGAACGAGUACGAGCACAUCCCGCUGGCGGCGCUGACCUACCUGACUGGAGAGUACGUAGUUCAGUCCGUCGGCGUGUACUAUGUACCGGACGUGGAGGAGGAGCACGGCGAGUACGUGGAGUACCUGCGCUCGCUGCCCAUGCUGGCGCCACCCGGAGGUGUUCGGGCUGCAUGA
This is a messenger RNA of Pollicipes pollicipes, 1944 nucleotides long. Its product is annotated as dynein heavy chain 3, axonemal-like. The transcript is spliced from 12 exons. Gene Ontology annotation, biological process: microtubule-based movement. The record is from RefSeq and is a predicted model, not a curated record. Gene Ontology annotation, molecular function: minus-end-directed microtubule motor activity; dynein light intermediate chain binding; dynein intermediate chain binding. NCBI's taxonomy places the organism in Eukaryota, Metazoa, Arthropoda, Thecostraca, Pollicipedomorpha, Pollicipedidae. Gene Ontology annotation, cellular component: dynein complex. The coding region runs from base 1 to 1944 and encodes 647 amino acids.